Paramecium octaurelia is the source of this 703-nucleotide messenger RNA. Lineage: Eukaryota; Ciliophora; Oligohymenophorea; Peniculida; Parameciidae. The record is from the annotation of a GenBank genome assembly.
AUGGAAAACAAAGUCAUUCUUGGAUAUUGGGCUAUUAGAGGUUUAGCUUAACCACUAAGGUUUUUCCUUGAAUACAUAGAGCUUCCCUAUGAAGAUAAGAGAUAUACUGAUCCAUAAGAAUGGUUUGGAAAAGACGAUCAAUCAUUCAAUAAUCCAUUUACAAAUCUACCCUAUCUGAAAGAUGGAGAUCACGUAAUUCAUAUUAUUUAUCAUAGACUGUCUUUGAAUCAGAUGCCAUCUAUUAUUAUUUAGCCCAUAAAGCUAAUAAGCCUGAAUUACUUGGAAAAGAUGCCAAAUAAUAAACAAUGGUAGCAACUAUUAGAGGAGUCAUAGCAGAUUUAAAGGCUUCAUUCCUUACUUGGACCUAUGGUAAUAAGGAAACAGCAGAAGCCAAAAAGGAAGACAUGUUGAAGGAAGCUGAAGAAUACUUUAGAGCCUUCAAUAUUACAUUAGAAAGGUCAACAUGGUUAACUGGAGAUACAGUUACCUAUGUUGACUUUGUAUUAUGGGAAUACGUCGAUGAAUUCCUCGUAUUGGCUCCUGAAGUGAUUACUUCAAAGCCAAAGCUUGUUGAAUUUCACAAUAGAAUUUCUGAAUUCCCAUAAAUAAAGAAAUAUCUAGAAAGUCCAAAUUACAUUAAGAGACCAUUCAACUCCCCUCCUUAUGCCGUAUUUUUUUGAGUUGAAUUAUAUAUAUAGAGAUC